GAAUGGAUAGAGAUGGAUCCCGACGUCAGCUUGUACGUCUAAGGAUUUCUGCUCCACCAGUCUGCCUCAAAGUGACUGGAGCGCAGCGUCGCGGAGGAACUAUGCAAGGAUUAUUAUAGGACGUUUUCAGCCACAGAAUAUGGAUUUUGAUGAACGGAUCUCUGGCUCCAAUAUGUAUUUACCGAGUUGCACUUACUACGUCUCCGGAGCAGAGUUCUCGGGUCUCCCUCAUUAUUUAACCCAGAGCCAGUCCUCUUGCCCCAUGACAUACUCCUACCAGUCCUCAGCUCUGCCACAGGUCCCAUCCGUGAGAGAUGUGGCUUUCAGAGACUAUGGCAUUGAUACUUCAAGUAAAUGGCACCACAGCAGGGGGAGCCUAUCGCACUGCUUCGCUGAGGACAUCGUGCACAGGGAAAGCUGGACGAGCCCGACCUCUCGGGGGGGAGAGAUCCUGGUGAAAGGCAGCCCCAGCGCCAGCCACUGCAGCUCCUCCAACCCGACGCCCAGCUUCUAUGGCAGCGUUGGCAGGAACGGGGUCCUGCCACAGGCGUUCGAUCAGUUUUUCGACACUGCCUACGGGAGCGCAGAGAACGGCGCAACGCCGACGGCACACGCGACAGACACGGAGAGACACGCCAAAGCAAGCCCAGCUCCUGCGCACCCGGGCUCCGACACGGCGGAGAGCUGCAGCCCCAAGUCGUCCUCCGGCCACGGCGAGGAGAAGCAGAGCAAAAGCAGCAGUGGCCAGAGGACGCGCAAGAAGAGAUGUCCAUACUCCAAAUAUCAGAUCAGGGAACUGGAAAGAGAGUUCUUCUUCAGUGUUUACAUCAACAAAGAGAAGCGUCUGCAGCUUUCGCGGAUGCUCAACCUGACAGAUCGCCAGGUCAAGAUUUGGUUCCAAAACAGAAGGAUGAAGGAGAAGAAACUGAACAGAGACCGUUUACAGUACUACACCACGAACCCCCUGCUAUAAAAAAAACUGAACAAAGACAGCGGACACGCACCUCUCUCUUUUACACACACAUCUAUAUCAUUACCUGGACAGGAGGACGAGAUUUUAAAGUGCCACUCUCCAUAAAUAAUUAUUUAUACACCUUUAACAUAAUUUGCUAUAUUAUUAUUAUUAUUAUUAUUAUUAUUAUUAUUAUUAUUAUUAUUAUUAAGCUCGACAGAUGUUAAAGUCUAAUGGUUGCAUGGGGGUGCUUACGCAUCUGUAUGAUUUCCCUUCAUUUUAUUUAAUAAUAUACAUCAAGAUGCAUUUAAAAAAAAAUCCUAUUUUUUUCCACUAUAUGAUUAAAGUUUACUUGCGCACGCACGUGUAUCUUUCUGUCCCCUUUAAUGGAUCUUGAUUUGGCCCAAUUUUAGCGCGAACACACAUCUUUUGCGGGCCGAAACGUUUGACUUCCCCCCGUCAUCUUUUCAGUGUUCCUGUGCAAAUACAAGAAGUCUGGGGAUUUAAAAACGUUUUUUUUUCUAGGUUUUGGAGUUACUAACAGACCCCCCUCCUGAUUUUUGACACCACUGAUAGUGAUCAGCUGGUCCAAAAACGCUUGCCACGGCAUUGCAUAGUUGUGGAAUGAGUAAAGCCAUAAUCUGAUACAAAUUUGUUCGUCUCAUACACUUAAGUCUGAGAUUCACUGAUAUUUAACAUCUGCGCUUGACCCUACUACAUGCGCUUUGUUGAGCCCUUGCUCGUAAAAGUUGGAUUACUUUCCAAAUUCAUCCAAAGGGCAAACCUCUGAUAAAAGAGCAAAGCCUCCAAAAGAAACGUAAUCCAAUAUUUUGUUUUAUAUGCCAGCACGUGGGUCGUAUCAGAUGCAUGAUAUGUAGGUCUGAAGCUUUUUAUUCCCUCGUGGCUGGAAAUCAGAUCCUCUGCAGUUAUUAUUUGAUAUCCGUUACAAGGCUUUCAUUCAUUUCUGGGAGGGGGAUGUGAAAAAGCUUAUUUUUGACCUUACAUUCCUAUUAAGUCAAUCUGAAACGAUCUUGACACUUAAAAAAUCGCGUAGAUCUAAUUAAAAAACAAAAAAACAAAUGUAUUUGUUUUCUCAUGUGGCUCCACGAAGUGUUGUAGCUGUUACUGGACGCUCAAGUCAGCCGGUGUCAGCCUGAACCAGCAGUAGCACAUGGGGUAAAUAAAGACACGGAGAAACCCCAUACUGUGAGUACAGUCGCCACCAACAGUAUCAUCAUUUAUUUAUUAUGUGGAGUGAUUUAAUCCAAAGACCUUACAUAAGUAUGUUAGGACAUAAACAAGCUGGGAAUCUUACAUGCAAACGGAGGUAACUGCACAUGAAAAGAUGGUAAAAAAGAAAAAGUGUUCAAUGUGAUUUUAUAAUCAGCACUAGGGCCCUGAAAACAACUUGAAUAGCCUGUCAUAAGCUAAUAAGGGCCCUGUAGCCUUCCUUAUACUGUGCAUCCUGUGAGGCUCCCAGGAAUGCCGCUUUGAUUGCUGCACAUCCUCCCAGUUGCUCCAGUAACUUGGCCAUAAAACGCGGAUUCGUCUGGAGCGUUUGGAGUGCAGUGCAAUAAAGCGUCUGAGACCAAGGUUAUUAACUGUGACUAAGGGCCUGAAAAACAACGGCUGGGAGCACUGAAACUUGUGUUCACGGACCUUUCCGGCCUCAUUUGUAUCAGCAUCUUGCCGUGGUAGGAAUAUUCCGUUGGUGUUGCGUUCCAGUGUGGGCCUGUUGUGUUUGCCCACUGGGUGGCGCUCCUCAGAUCAAUGUCAUUGCCGUGAAUUGAGAUAUGAAGGAAGUUUGACUCGACGUUCAGCCGCUUUAAAAUAUGUAACCACCUCAGGAUUUUAUUGUUAAGGUAGGCACAGACAUACUGUCAUAUUCAUUUCACAGUGACAGGGAUGUGUUUUUCUUUUUCCCCUUCUCUUCUUGUGAUUUAAGAAAGUCUAUUUUCCCACAACAUCCAGAAUCAUUUCUGUCUGCAUAUAACUGA
Molecule: messenger RNA, 2949 nt
Organism: Neolamprologus brichardi
Lineage: Eukaryota; Metazoa; Chordata; Actinopteri; Cichliformes; Cichlidae
Gene: hoxa11b
Product: homeobox A11b
Biological process (GO): anatomical structure development; regulation of transcription by RNA polymerase II
Cellular component (GO): nucleus
Molecular function (GO): DNA-binding transcription factor activity, RNA polymerase II-specific; RNA polymerase II cis-regulatory region sequence-specific DNA binding
Source: RefSeq, a predicted model, not a curated record